AUGAACCCCACGCUCAGGGCCCUCCGCACCUACACCGUCGAAUUCGCGCUCUGGAUCCCCGCGUUCAUCUUCAUCACCGAGCACGUCGCCUCCCUCGAGACCGUUCGCGGGCGCAGCAUGAGCCCCACGCUCACAGACGACCUCAUCCUCGUGCGGCGCUGGCGCGCCGCCGAGAACCUGCGCCGCGGCCAGGUGGUGCUGUAUCGGUCGCCGAUGGAGCCGGAAAAGGUCGUGAUCAAGCGCGUGGUGGGACUGGAGGGCGACGUGAUCAGGACGAGGAAGUCGUGUGCCGAGCGGGUUGUGACGGUGCCGCAGGGGCAGGUGUGGGUUGAGGGGGAUGAGGCAUUUCAUUCGGUGGAUAGCAAUAACUAUGGGCCUAUCCCGUCAGCAUUGAUAACAGCAAAGGCCACGCACGUGCUGUUCCCGCUGAGCAGGGCGGGCCGUGUGGCAGAGGACUUUAAGGGCCGCAGGGGCGCCCUGAUACACAAAGCCCCCGACCAUGAUGGAGUUGAAGGGGCGUCCUGA
Molecule: messenger RNA, 525 nt
Organism: Morchella importuna
Lineage: Eukaryota; Fungi; Ascomycota; Pezizomycetes; Pezizales; Morchellaceae
Exons: 3
Coding region: 1-525 (174 amino acids)
Biological process (GO): mitochondrial respiratory chain complex assembly
Cellular component (GO): mitochondrial inner membrane peptidase complex; membrane
Molecular function (GO): serine-type endopeptidase activity
Source: RefSeq, a predicted model, not a curated record